AACAAAAAAGACAAAUUUUCUUUGCCUUAGCAACCAUGCAGGACUCCCUAUUACUGAUUGGAUGACCAGCAUGUUUCUGGCAACUGAGACAUCUUGGCCUGUGCUGUUCUUUUGCUCUCAAGCUCUCUUCUGCCUCUUCUUUUGCACCCCUUCCUGUUGUUGUACAUCCUGUCCUGAACAGUGUCAAUGCACCAAUUAUUCAGGAGCAACUGCUGUUCUGUGCAGUGCUAGCAACCUGGAGGAGAUUCCAACAGAUAUUCCCAAAGAUACCAUGUUUCUGAAGCUGGAUGCAAAUAAGAUUACUGCAGUUCCCAACAGCACUUUCAGGCAUCUUGCCCACUUACAAGAAAUAGAUCUCUCCAAGAAUGCCAUUGAGAAGAUUGAUUCAGCAGCGUUUAAGGGUGUUGCUGAUGGCCUGAGGUUGCUGGAUCUCUCUGGCAAUCACAUACAGAGAAUCCCAAAGGAAGCCCUGGUCAACUUGAAUGCCAUGAUUCGCUUAUCCAACAACCCUUGGCAUUGUGAAUGUACUUUGCAGGAAGUCUUGUGGGAAGUGAAACUGGACCCUGAUUCAGUCAAUGAGAUCACCUGCCAAACAUCUGUGCAAGAGGAAUAUGCUGGAAAACCUCUGCUCCACAUCCUAGAUUCAGGCAUCAACUUUUGCAACAUGCACCAGAAAACCACUGAUGUUGCCAUGUUUGUUACCAUGUUCAGCUGGUUUACCUUGGUCAUUAGCUAUGUGGUAUACUAUGUCCGGCAUAAUCAGGAGGAUACAAAGAAGCAUCUGGAAUACUUGAAGUCACUACCUAGCACAAGAGUUCCUAAAGAGACUAUCAGCACAAUCCUGUAGCCUGGAGUGCUACACAGCCUGUUUUCUAAAG
This is a messenger RNA of Protobothrops mucrosquamatus (brown spotted pit viper), 878 nucleotides long. RefSeq names its product leucine rich repeat containing 3 (gene LRRC3). The record is from RefSeq and is a predicted model, not a curated record. Gene Ontology annotation, molecular function: protein binding. Gene Ontology annotation, cellular component: plasma membrane. The coding region runs from base 62 to 847 and encodes 261 amino acids. The transcript has a single exon. Lineage: Eukaryota; Metazoa; Chordata; Lepidosauria; Squamata; Viperidae.